AUGAGCGACUACAACCAUCUAUACCAGCAGGGGCUUUACAAUCUCUCCCCUGAUCAGCAAGAUCUUCUCCUCGCCGCUCUUUCCUCCAACAACCCUUCUCACAAGCAAUCUUACGAGACACCCGCCAAGCCUGAGCACAGCCCCGGUCAUACUUCUUCCAAUGGCCAGAGUGCGCCUCCAUCUGGUGGAUUUGAUAAUUCUCAAUUGAACGGCUUUAGUUUCCCGGAUGACGAGAGCCCUUUCCUCGAUUUCAAUCCCGAGGUCGACUUUGAAUUCCCCGAUUCAGCCAACUUGAUCGGCGACCUCCCGGGCGAUCCGUCUCCCGACCAUGAGCUGGGUGGGAAGCGUAAAUCUAUGGACGGGAAGCCGGAUAUAGAUCCUGAAGAGACAGGCAAGAAGCGGAGAGAGAGCGAAGCCAAGAAGCCGGGCCGGAAGCCGCUGACCUCAGAGCCCACUACGAAACGCAAGGCACAGAAUCGUGCUGCCCAGCGGGCCUUCCGAGAGCGCAAAGAGAAGCACUUGAAGGAUUUGGAAACCAAAGUCGAGGAGUUGCAGAGGACUUCUGACUCGACUUCUCAGGAAAACGGGCUACUCCGGGCCCAGUCGCGGAAAUGGGCUCUCUGCGAUGAGCACUGGCCUGCCGCUCAGUCUCAUGGAUCUUAUGGCCUCCAAAACACCGACUUCUUGUUUGACUUCCCUAAGUUUGGCGACUUGCCCGGCUCGCAUAUCUUUAAUGGUCAAAACAAGGUCGACCAGUCCAAGGCCAAGAACAGCAAUGAGACAGUUCGCUCAACGAGCGUUCUGAGCCGUGAUAACCUGAAUGGUCUCAUCGGUGCACCGGCUGUCCCCUCUAGCCACUCUAGUGGCACCCCCCCCUGUCCUUCGGACUUUCGGCAACACCCCUUCAUCCACUACUUCAUCCAAGGCACCGCACAAGAAUUCCAAAGUCAGCUACUAUCCUCUAGUGGAACUUCACCUGAACCCAGCUUGAACUCUCCGCCAGAUGGAAAGCAGCACGACGCGUCCUGCGGUGGCUCAAUCAACGGUGAGGAAUCUUUCUGCGCCAAGCUUGGCAUGGCCUGCGGCAACGUCAAUAACCCCAUCCCAGCCGUUAAAAAUAAGCCUGCCAACGAGCCGAGCAACCCCAAACCUCCGGUGGAGGAUUCCUUCGGCUUUGACUGGUUGUCCCAACAGAAUGGUGGCCAGUUCGACCCGGUCCUCUUCGGCGAUUGGCGCGAGCCACAAGAUGCAGUUCUGUCUCAAGACUUUGGCUCAUUUUUCAAUGACGCUUUUCCCUUGCCAGACCUUGGCAGUCCCUCCCACAACCUCUCUGAGGCAUCUACUCAGCAGCAGCAACCGAAGAAGCCAAGCCCGCUCGGUCCAUUGGAUGAGCAGGUUGAUGUUGAUGAAGAGGUUGUUCCCGGAGAGGACAAGACGCAGAUGCUCUCCUGUACAAAAAUCUGGGACCGCUUGCAAUCCAUGGAAAAAUUCCGCAACGGAGAGAUUGACGUUGACAACCUUUGCUCUGAGUUGCGCACCAAGGCUCGCUGCUCUGAGGGCGGUGUCGUGGUAAAUCAGGAUGAUGUCGACGCCAUCAUGGGCCGCGUGAAAUAA
This is a messenger RNA of Penicillium chermesinum, 1614 nucleotides long. It is a transcript of the gene yap1, whose product is annotated as putative bZIP transcription factor AP-1/Yap1. The transcript has 5 exons. The record is from RefSeq and is a predicted model, not a curated record. The coding region runs from base 1 to 1614 and encodes 537 amino acids. Gene Ontology annotation, molecular function: DNA-binding transcription activator activity, RNA polymerase II-specific; transcription cis-regulatory region binding. Gene Ontology annotation, cellular component: RNA polymerase II transcription regulator complex. NCBI's taxonomy places the organism in Eukaryota, Fungi, Ascomycota, Eurotiomycetes, Eurotiales, Aspergillaceae.